This is a messenger RNA of Blepharisma stoltei, 1494 nucleotides long. The record is from the annotation of a GenBank genome assembly. NCBI's taxonomy places the organism in Eukaryota, Ciliophora, Heterotrichea, Heterotrichida, Blepharismidae.
AUGGCAUUUAUCCAAAUUCAACAGAACUUGCUUCUUAUCUCAGUUUUUCUUUUCCAACAGUCCCAGGGAUUCACUUUCACAUCAGAAUCCUCUUUCUCUAUUGAAAAAGGAACUGGGAAUCAAAAUUGUGAAAGUUAUGCCUGCAAAGAUCCAGCCCAAAACUACUCAAAAAAUACAUGCCUAUAUUAUAAUACAGAAUUUAGCAUGUGGUAUGCAGAUCCAUGUAGUAAAAGCUCACAAUAUUGCAAGCAAGAUACGCAAAAUGCCAACGAUCCACAUGCUAAUUAUACAUGUGAGACUUAUACAUCAUUCAACGCUGCUUUGCCAGGAGAAUAUUGCGAAAAAAUCUACAUGUGCAAUACAGCUUAUACUUCAGGAUGUUCUAAAUUCCCAUAAAUGUAAACUAAUUGUUUUUAAAAAAACAAUUUAUAUUUUUUAUUUUUUUUAAAUAUUUUCUUUGUAGAGUAACAACGUAUGCAAAGCUAUAUCCAGUUUAGACCAGGCUUGCCAAAACACCAAGCAAUGCGAGUCAGGGACAUACUGCUAUCGCUCAGAGCCUGCUUUGGAUCGCCCUAGGUUACAUUUUGCAGCAUCAAACUUGGGCUGACUUAUGCAACAUCAGUUUGCCAUGCCAACCUCAUAAGUUGAGAACGAAAAAUAUACUGACACUUGCCAACCUGGGGGGUUAACUUGGCAAAGUGUAACCCAAGGUGAUCCAAAAUAGGUUCUUGGCUAUAUAUCCCUGAUCAAGCUACUCAAGGAACUUGCCAAGCCCAGAUUCCAAUAGAUGGGGAAUGCACAUCCUAUAAGCUCUGCGCAAAUAAUGCAAUAUGCAACUACACCUCAACAGUCAAUAAUGUCCCAGUUGGAAAAUGCAAAGCAUUUGGCUCGUUCAAUAAUCACGACUAUGUAGGCAGCUGUGAUUUUUUAGACGGAAUUCAUACAUUUGGGUAUAACGAUUUAUGUCCAUCUGGUUACUGUGCACCUUCUGGGAAUUCAUAUAUGUGCCUUGAAUCAGUCACUUCAAGCCAAGGACUCCCUGUCCUUUGCAAUAAUGACCCUAUUAAUAUGAUAAAUGCAACUACAGGCUGCACAAGCAAUAAAGACAGUUUACUAGGCGUUUCUGUGACUUCAGCUUGUGAUUGUGCAAAUAACUAUAACGCAGAGGCGUAUUGCAAUCUUUUUUCUGGGGACCCAACAAUGGCGAAAUUUAGACAAUAUUUAACUAAAUGGACCCAAAGCAAAGAGAUUUUGAAAUGCAACCUUAUGGGGAGAUAUGAUCUACUUUGUGUAAAAGCACAUUGGGAUAAGGAUAAUGCGGCGGCUUAUACCUAUUAUUUUUAUGCUGCGUAUUUUUAUCCAGAAAUAGUAGAGGCUGACGACUGCGUGCUUUCUGUGACGAAUUAUGGGUACAAGAUGGCGAAAAAGGCUUAUAAUGAUGACUUGGCAAGCCUUAUAGGAGUUUCGUUUUUAGUUAUGAUGGCGCUCCAUUAA